This is a messenger RNA of Paramecium pentaurelia, 1948 nucleotides long. Lineage: Eukaryota; Ciliophora; Oligohymenophorea; Peniculida; Parameciidae. The record is from the annotation of a GenBank genome assembly.
AUGUUGGUAACCACUUUUAAUAGAAGAAUGAACUAAUUAUUAUAUUCUCUUUAAGACAAAUAAGAACAUAUGAUAUAGCAAAAUAUUCUUGAUUUAUAUAAUUACAUUUUGGAUCCUGAAUUUAAUUAAUAUUUAUUCCAACUUUGGUAAUUAUUAUUCAUUUUAUCUAUAGUUAUCUAUUCUAUGUUACAGAAGAUAAAAUGUUAAAAGAGCUACUUUAUAAUUAUGCAUUAACAAAUAAUGCAAAUUAUUAUAGAUUAUAAUGGACAUUAAUGGCAUUAAAUGAGAAUUCUAAUUAUGAAAAUGUUAAAAAUGGCUUUUCCACUUUUAUUAAUGUAAUUUUAUUGAAAUUUAUAUUAAAUUAGUAAUUAAAAGCAGAAUAUGUUUUAGAACUUGGAACAUAAAUAGGAAAUAAUUAAAAAAGUACGAAUAACAUAGAUUAAGUGAUGAAAAAUCGUAUUAAAAAUUAUAGGGAAAUAUAGGAUAAAAUUAUAUUUAAUUUGAUAGAAAAAAGUUUGAGAUUGAAAAAAAUAGAUAUAGAAAACUAAAAGGAUCAUAUGUGUAGAUUUUUAUCCUAGAUUAAUAAAAUGAUAGCAAAUUUGAGAAUUUAGGAAGAGCCUGAAUUUAGGGGAUUGACUAUUCCAUUUAAUUAUGGCAAUUUAGAUUCUUUUUUAAUUAUAAAUUUGUUAGAAGAUGAGUUUACUUGUUUUAAUACUGCAAAAAGAGUUCCUUAUAAGAUUAUUAUUGAAACAGUAAAGUAAGCCAUUAAUUAAAUAAUCAAUUAGUCCAUCAGAGUUAUUAUUGAUAUAGAGUGUUAAUUAAUUAUGUUAAGAUAAUUAACCAGAAUUGAUUCCUUUUUAUGAUAUAGAAAAGGAAAUGAAAACUAUUUCAUAGAUAAAAAUAUAUUAAUAAUAUAAUAUUGAAGAAUUAAAAAAGUAUAAUAUAUCAUAAUCUUUAUUUUUAGAUUAGCAUUUAAGAAAAUAGAUUUAUAAAAUUUAUCUCAUAUUCAAAAUUUAACCAAAAUUAAGGAAAAAGAUAUUUAUGUUUCUAAAUCAUAAAAUAAAUCUAUUUGGGGUGAAGAUUGGAAUAUUACAAAAUAAAAAAUUAAAUAAUAUUCUUAAUAUGGAAAUUUGAAAUCUCAUGAUGUUAGAUAAAUUAUAAUAAAAGGAGGAGAUGAUCUUAGAAAUGAAUUAUUGAUAAUGUAAAUGAUGAAAAAGAUUAAUGAAAUAUUCAAAUAGAAGUAACUUAAACUUUUUCUAAGACCUUAUGAUAUUAUAUUAACAUCUGCAAAUAGUGGAAUCUUAGAAUUCAUUCCUAAUACAGUAUCUAUAGAUAAGAUCAAGAGAGAUAAUCCAAAUCUCUCUUUGAGAUAAUUUUACUUAAAAAACUUUGAAAACUUUUCAGAUGCACAAAAGAAUUUUGCUGAAAGUUUGGCAGGAUACUCAUUAAUUUGUUAUUUAUUUUAAUUAAAGGAUAGACAUAAUGGAAAUAUUUUAAUUGAUAAUGAAGGUCAUAUAAUUCAUAUAGAUUUUGGAUUUGUAUUGACAUUAACUCCAGGUAAUAUUGGAUUUGAAUCAGCUCCAUUUAAAUUAAUAAAUGAAUAUGAAGAAUUAUUAAAUGGUAAAGAUAGUGAUAUUUUUACUUAUUAUUAAGUUCUAAUAUUUUCAGGUAAUUAUAAAUAUAAUUUUAUAUAGGACUUACUAUUUUGUAAGAACAUGUGUCAGAAUUAUUAACUUUUGUAAAAUUAAUGAAUUUCAGCACAAGAAAUAAUCUCUUGGCAUGUCUUGAAAAUUUCAAUAUGAUUGAAUUCAAGAGGAGAUUUCAUGAAAAUGUUAAUUAAAAGAAUCUUUAUGCUAUAGUAGAAAAUCUAGUUAAGAAAUCAAGUAAUUCGUGGAAAACAAUAUUAUAUGAUUAUUUUCAAUACUAAACCAAUACUAUUUAUUAUUGA